Molecule: messenger RNA, 1384 nt
Organism: Scomber japonicus (chub mackerel)
Lineage: Eukaryota; Metazoa; Chordata; Actinopteri; Scombriformes; Scombridae
Exons: 7
Coding region: 47-1372 (441 amino acids)
Cellular component (GO): extracellular region
Molecular function (GO): hormone activity
Source: RefSeq, a predicted model, not a curated record
UGCAGCUAGCUAUCACCGUAGCUAACAGCAGCUUUACUCCGGAUUGAUGGCGGAGGGCACCGGGAACGUUAACGUGGGCCCGGCCAACCUUCCUCCAGGAGACCCGCAGCUCAUCGGUAUGAUUGUGGAGCAUCUGAAGAACCGGGGGCUCUUCGAUGAGUUCCGCCGGGACUGUUUGGCAGACGUCGAUACGAAGCCAGCCUACCAGAACCUGCGACAGAAAGUCGACAACUUUGUCACAUCACAGCUGAGCACUCAGGAUUGGAACCCGUCUAUUAACAAGAACCAGAUGAGGAACGGCCUGAGGCAAAGUGUUGUCCAAUCAGGCAUGUUGGAGUCCGGUGUGGACAGGAUCAUCACUCAGGUUGUGGACCCCAAGAUGAACCACACUUUUCGGCCACACAUAGAGACUGCCAUCCAUGACUUUCUGUCAGGGGAAAGGAGGGAAGAGAACAUGCUGAGUUGUAACCCUGCCCUGUCUGAACAGACAGAAACACCAGAGGUCCCAUCUGCUUCUGGUCCCAAAACCCCCUGCACCAGAGAGGAACACAGAGAAACACAAAGCGCCAGUAUGCACGGGAACUUGUCCGCUGUGCUUUUUGUUUUUUUUCUGCCACUGGCCUGUCGACAGGUGCUGGCCCUGGAUCAUCCGCAUGAUGCCCAGGAGAAACAAGUGAACCAGGCCAAAAAACGCCUCUCUCUGCAGAGCACAGCUGAUAUUCAGAGUUGCCUGGUGGGCUCAGGGGAUGUUGGCUGUGGGAUGUUUCAGUGUUUUAGCAACAACUCCUGUGAAAUCCAAGGCCUGCACCACAUCUGUCUCACUCUGCUGCACAACGCUGGGCGCUACGAUUCACAGGGUAAGUCAUUUGUGAAGGAUGCGUUGCGGUGCAUGGCACUGGGACUGCGGCAGCGCUUCAGCUGUGUGAGCCGCAGGUGCUCAGCAGUAAAGGACAUGGUGUUCUCGCUCCAGAGAGAGUGCUACUCCAAACACCAGCUUUGCCUGGCUCUGCGGGACCACAUGGACACUAUGGGAAACCUGGUCCAAUUCCACCUGUUGUUCCCCCCGGGACCAUAUAUGGAGCUGAUGAACUUCCUGUUGAAGUGUGGCGAUGAGGUUAGGUCGUGGGUGGGCCGACGCCUACGUGGGCAGUGUGAGCUGCACUGGGGGGCACUGUGCAGCAGCCUUGGCAGCACCUGUUCUCCCAGCCAACUGGAUGCCCUUCAGCAAACUACCACCCCAACACCCACCCCACCUCGGCCUAUCACAGCACAGGGACCCCUGCAGGAGUCAACCAGAGUUGCCGAACUAGAGGAUGAGAGCACGCUGAGUCAGAUUGACAAUGCAACUGAAUCCAACGUCACUGCUUCGUAGACAUAAAGCGAG